Knipowitschia caucasica is the source of this 549-nucleotide messenger RNA. Lineage: Eukaryota; Metazoa; Chordata; Actinopteri; Gobiiformes; Gobiidae. The record is from the annotation of a GenBank genome assembly.
AUGGUGGUUGGAGGAUGGAGGAUGGUGGUUGGUGGUUGUAGGUUGGAGGUUGGAGGUUGGAGGUUGGUGGUUGUAGGUUGGUGGUGUAGGUGGAGGUUGGAGGUUGGAGGUUGGUGGUUGGUGGUUGUAGGUUGGUGGUUGGUGGUUGGUGGUCGGAGGUCGGUGGUCGGAGGUUGUAGGUCGGUGGUCGGAGGUUGUAGGUCGGUGGUCGGAGGUUGGUGGUUGGUGGUUGUAGGUUGGUGGUCGGAGGUCGGUGGUCGGAGGUUGGUGGUUGUAGGUUGGGGGUUGGGGGUUGGAGGUCGGAGGUUGGGGGUUGGAGGUUGGUGGUCGGAGGUUGUAGGUUGGGGGUUGGAGGAUGGAGGAUGGAGGAUGGUGGUUGGAGGAUGGUGGUUGGAGGAUGGUGGUUGGUGGUUGUUGGAGGUUGGAGGUUGUAGGUUGGUGGUUGUAGGUUGGAGGUUGGAGGUUGUAGGUUGGUGGUUGUUGGAGGUUGGAGGUCGGAGGUUGGUGGUUGUAGGUUGGAGGUUGGAGGUUGGUGGUUGGUGGUUGUAG